Messenger RNA from Haemorhous mexicanus (house finch), 3841 nucleotides. RefSeq names its product helicase SRCAP-like. The record is from RefSeq and is a predicted model, not a curated record. Gene Ontology annotation, cellular component: Swr1 complex. Gene Ontology annotation, molecular function: ATP hydrolysis activity; histone binding; ATP-dependent chromatin remodeler activity. NCBI's taxonomy places the organism in Eukaryota, Metazoa, Chordata, Aves, Passeriformes, Fringillidae.
GUGCCCUCGGGCAGGAUGACGGGCUCCAGCCCCGUGUCCCCGGCCUCGUCCUCGGGGGGCUCCCCCGGCAGCCCCUCCCCCCCCGGGCCCCCCCGGCCGGCCCCGCCCCCCGAGGGCCCCCCCGAGGGCCCCCCCGAGCCCCCCUGGCUGUGGGAGAGGAGCCCGGCCGAGAUCGCCGAGCAGGCCAAGCAUGAGGCCGAGGUGGAGCACCGCGUGGCCGAGAUGAAGCGCGAGGGCUUCUGGUCCCUGCGGCGCCUGCCCAAGGUGCCCGAGCCGGCGCGGCCCAAGGUGCACUGGGAUUACCUGUGCGAGGAGAUGCAGUGGCUGGCCGCCGACUUCGCCCAGGAGAGACGCUGGAAGAGGGGCGUGGCCAGGAAGGUGGUGCGGAUGGUGAUGCGGCACCACGAGGAGCAGCGGCAGCGCCAGGAGCGCGCCAAGCGCGAGGAGCAGGCCAAGCUGCGCCGCGUGGCCGCCGCCAUCGCCCGCGAGGUGCGCCACUUCUGGAGCAGCGUCGAGAAGGUGGUGCAGUUCAAGCAGCAGUCGCGGCUGGAGGAGAAGCGCAAGAAGGCGCUGGACCUGCAGCUGGAUUUCAUCGUGGGCCAGACGGAGCGCUACUCCGACCUGCUGAGCCGCAGCCUGAACGCGCCCCGCGCCCGCCUCACCUGCCCAGCCUCGGCCGAGAGCCCCCCCCCGGCCCCUCGGGGACCUCCUGGGCUCCCUCUCCCCCGCAGGUGUCCCACCUGUCCCCUCCCCCAGGUGCUCAGGCGGGACCGGGACCCUCCCCCACCCUGGGGGCCCCGCGAGGAGGACGAGGAGUUCGAGGCUGAGGAGGAGGAAGGUGAGGAUGAGGAGGACACCAUCGCGGCCCAGGAGCGCCUGGAGGGCGACGUCGAUCACCAGCAGGAGCUGGACGACCUGGCCAGGGAGGGUGCGCUGCCCAUGGAGGAGCUGCUGCAGCGUUACCGCGGCGCCUUCACCGACUCCGACUGCGACUCCGCCCCCGGCGCCAGCAGCACCCGCUCAGACUCACCUGGCGGCGACAGCGACGAGGACGACGACGACGAUGACGACGACGACGACGACGACGAUGACGACGACGAGGCCGACGACGAGGACGAGGAGGAGGAGGGGGAGGGGCAGGAGGGCGGGGGAGGGGCGCCAGGUGAGCCCGGCGGGGGCGCGGCCCCGCCCGCACCUGCCCAGGUGAGCCCGGCCCCGGCCGCGCCCGCUGGCCCCGCCCCCAAGAAGGAGAUCAGCGACAUCGCGGCGGCGGCGGAGAGCCUGCAGCCCAAGGGGUACACGCUGGCCACCACGCAGGUGAAGACGCCCAUCCCUCACCUGUUGCGAGGUACCCUCAGGGAGUACCAGCACAUCGGGCUGGACUGGCUGGUGACCAUGUACGAGAAGAAGCUGAACGGGAUCCUGGCCGACGAGAUGGGGCUGGGCAAAACCAUCCAGACCAUCUCCCUGCUGGCUCACCUGGCCUGCGAGAAAGGUAGCUGGGGCCCUCACCUGAUCAUCGUGCCCACCUCGGUGAUGCUGAACUGGGAGAUGGAGCUCAAGCGUUGGUGCCCCAGCUUCAAAAUCCUCACCUACUACGGCGCGCAGAAGGAGCGGCGCCUCAAGAGACAGGGCUGGACGAAGCCCAACGCGUUCCACGUGUGCAUCACCUCCUACAAGCUGGUGCUGCAGGACCACCAGGCGUUCCGCCGGAAGAACUGGAAGUACCUGAUCCUGGACGAGGCCCAGAACAUCAAAAACUUCAAAUCCCAGCGCUGGCAGUCCCUGCUCAACUUCAACAGCCAGCGGCGGCUGCUGCUGACAGGUACGCCGCUGCAGAACUCGCUGAUGGAGCUCUGGUCGCUGAUGCAUUUCCUGAUGCCGAGCGUGUUCCAGUCCCACCGCGAGUUCCGCGAGUGGUUCCACAACCCCCUGACCGGCAUGAUCGAGGGCAGCCAGGAGUACAACGAGAGCCUGGUCAAACGGCUGCACAAGGUGCUGCGGCCGUUCCUGCUGCGCCGGCUCAAGGUGGACGUGGAGAAGCAGAUGCCCAAGAAGUACGAGCACGUGCUCAGGUGCCGCCUGUCCAAGCGCCAGAGGUUCCUCUACGACGACUUCAUGGGCCAGGCCAGCACCAAGGCCACCCUGGCCAGCGGUCACUUCAUGAGCGUCAUCAACGUGCUGAUGCAGCUGCGCAAGGUGUGCAACCACCCCGACCUGUUCGAGCCACGCCCCGUGACGUCACCGCUGGUCACACCUGGGCUCUGCCUCGGCACCCCCGCCCUGGUGCUGCGCGCCCUGGAGCCACACCCCUUCCAGCAGGUGGACCUGUCCCCGUUCGAGCUGGUGGCGCUGGAGGCUCACCUGUCGCGCUACGCGGCCGAUUGGUUCCUGCCGCGCUUCCGCGUCACGCGGCGCCUCCUGGAGGACGUGGCCGCCGCCCCCGACCCCCCCCCGCGGCCCAAACCCGUCCGCAUGAAGGUCAACAGGAUGCUCCAGCCGGUGCCGAAGGCGGAGCCUCGGGCGGUUCUGCUCCUCCCCGCCCCUCGCCCCGCCCCUGGGGGCGUGGCCUCGCCGGCGCCCGCCCCCUCCGCGCCGAGCCCCGCCCUCUCCGCGCCAAACCCCGCCCCCCUGCUGGUGGCCCCGCCUCUCGUCACGUUGGGCCACGCCCAGGCUCCGCCCCCCAGCGCGGGCCCCGCCCCUUUGGUGACAACACAAGGGGCGGGGCUUAACCUGGGGCUGGGCUUGGCGCUGGCCCCGCCCAGGGCCACGCCCACGCUGCUGGCUCCGCCCCCUGGAGGGCCCGCACAUGCUCUCCCGGCGGCCUCGUUGGCCACGCCCACCCCCGCGGGAGGCCCCGCCCCCGUGGCCACGCCCACGCCAAAUCUGGGCAAAGGGGCGGGGCCGGCCCCUCCCCCGCCCGUGGCCACCUUCGCGCUGCCCCAGCGGCUCCUGCUGGCCCCGGACAUGCAGGCCCGGCUGCCCUGUAAGCCACGCCCCCCUCUCAUUUGCAUCUCAUUUGCAUGGCCGCUCGUUUCCGCCUUUCCCCAUCCCUGAAAAAAUUGGGGAAGUUUUCCCUUAAAUUUCCCCAAAAUUUCUCCAAAUUUGUCUCAAAUCCUCCCCAAAGUUUUCCUAUUGCCCCUUUUCCCCUCCUCGUUUGCAUCUCAUUUGCAUCUCAUUUGCAUGCGUAUCUUUCUAAUCUUUCCUAAUUCCUAAAGCCCUUCCAGGAAUUUUUCCUGAAAUUGCCCCAAAUUUCCUCAAAAUCUCCCCCAAAUCCCCUCAAGCCCCUCCCCAAAACCCUUCCCAAACCCUCUUUUGUAUCUUAUUUGCAUCUCAUUUGCAUAAGCACGCUUUAAAAUCUUUCCUAAUUCCUGAAACCAUUUUAAGAAUUUUUUUUCUAAAAUUUCUUCAAAAUUCCCCCAAUUCCUCUCCAAACCCUUGCCAAUACCUCAUUGUGUCUCAUUUGCAUCUCAUUUGCAUCUCAUUUGCAUGGAUGCUCUUUAAAUAUUUGUUGCUUUCGGGUCCCUGAAACAAUUCUGGAUUUUUUCCCCCAAAAUUGCCCCAAAUCUCCUCAAAUUGGCCCAAAAUCCUCUCAAACCCAUUCCGAACUCCCAGUUUUCCCUCUCAUUUGCAUCUCAUUUGCAUGAACGCCCUUUUAAAAGCUUUGUAAGAUUUUUCUUGUUUUCAAAGAACUUCCAAGAAUUUUUCCCAAAAUUGCCCCAAAUCUCCUCAAAAUUCCCCCAAAUUCCCUCAAAACCCUUCCCCAAAUCCCCUUUUUCUGCUCAUUUACAUCUCAUUAGCAUCUCAUUUGCAUGAGCACACUUUGAAACUUUUCCAGUCC